UGUCGCAACCCGUCUCGGUUUUCUCACCCAUUUCUCCACAAUAUAAUCCUAAUUCUCUCUCCCUAGGGUUCCUCUCUCCCCCAAUUCUGUAAUGGAGGGCGUUUCACUGCUCUGAUUGUCCAGAUUCUGCCCCAAAUUUUACAAAGGUUGGGUUUUUCCUCUUCAAUUCAGCUCUUGGAUGAAAUUGAGCUUCUGCAUGCCAUAAGGAGUUGAUUAUUGCUUUGGAGGUUUGAUUGUUUGUGAAAUAUUGUUCAUUGUUUUUUGGGGGGCAAAUGUUUGCUACCAACAUGGAUUCGGCACGAGAUGUCGGUGGAGCUCAGAGCACAGUGUUGAUCCCAAUGCGGUUUGUGUGGCCUUAUGGUGGCAGGACUGUGUUCCUCAGUGGUUCCUUUGCACGCAGGUGGUCCGAGCUGGUUCCUAUGACGCCGGUUGAGGGUUGUCCAACAGUGUUUCAGGCCAUUUAUAACGUUACUCCCGGUAUUCACCAGUACAAAUUUUUUGUUGAUGGGGAAUGGCGACACGAUGAACACCAACCCUACGCAAAUGGUGAAUAUGGGUUAGUGAACACCAUGGUCUUGGCUACCGACCCUAAUUUCUUUCAACCAAAUGUAUCUUCAGAGAUGACUCCUGGAUCUCACAUGGAAGAAGACACUGAGGCCUUCAGGCGUUUGGUCCAGAUUACAGAUGGUACAUCUGAUGUUGUACCAAGGAUGUCAGAGGCUGAUGUGCAGGGAUCCCGUCAUCGAGUUUCUGUCUUCUUGUCUACACACACAACUUAUGAACUACUUCCAGAGUCAGGCAAGGUUGUCGCAUUGGAUGUUGAUUUACCUGUGAAGCAAGCAUUUCACAUAUUGCAUGAGCAGGGGAUCCCUAUGGCACCACUGUGGGACUUCUGCAAGGGACAAUUUGUUGGAGUUCUUAGCGCAUCGGAUUUUAUAUUAAUAUUGAGAGAGCUUGGGAAUCAUGGGUCGAAUCUGACAGAGGAAGAACUUGAAACACAUACCAUAGCUGCUUGGAAAGAAGGAAAAGCAUAUCUGAAUGGGCAAAUCGAUGGUCAUGGGAGAGCAUUGCCGCGACGUCUCAUCCAUGCCGGACCAUAUGAUAACUUGAAAGAUCUUGCUUUGAAGUUUUUGCAAAAUGAUGUGGCUACUGUUCCAAUUAUCCAUUCAUCUUCAGAAGAUGGCUCAUUUCCGCAGCUAUUACACCUUGCUUCACUGUCUGGUAUCUUAAAAUGUGUUUGCAGAUAUUUUAGGCAUUGUUCUAGCUCAUUGCCCAUUCUCCAAGCACCGAUAUGUGCACUUCCUGUGGGUACUUGGGUUCCAGAAAUUGGAGAGUCGAAUCGCCGGCCAUUAGCAAUGUUGAGGCCGAGUGCUUCACUUAGUGCAGCUUUAAAUCUAUUAGUUCAAGCUCAAGUAAGUUCAAUACCUGUAGUUGAUGACAACGACUCUUUGCUGGAUAUAUAUUGUCGGAGUGACAUUACAGCUCUGGCUAAAGAUAGAGCAUAUGCACAUAUUAAUCUCAAUGAAAUGACCAUUCAACAGGCGUUGCAGCUGGGACAAGACUCAUACUCUCCUUUUGAGCAGAGAAGUCAGAGAUGUCAGAUGUGUUUACGCUCUGAUUCGCUUCAUAAAGUGAUGGAGAGAUUAGCCAAUCCAGGUGUAAGGAGACUUGUCAUUGUUGAAGCUGGCAGUAAGCGGGUUGAAGGCAUUGUUUCACUAAGUGACAUUUUCAAGUUCUUGCUUGGUUAGCCCAGUAAUGGAUGAUAAAAUUGGAAGGUGUUUGUUCAGCAGUACUCAAUUGCAGACAUGCUCGAUAAGCACACUAGCUCUACCCAACUGUUGAUUAGAGAAUCCAGUACUUCACACAGUGACUUGAUUUGGUAUCAUUGAAACUACAUUGGUUUGGCCUUGCUUCGCCUGGUGUUUUAGGAAUUUAGGCAAUAGGAGAGAGGCCUGUAAGUUCAAGGAAUUUAUUCCCCUCUAAAAUUUGUUGAUCUCCUCCCGUCCGUCAUUGAUUAUAUAUUAUGCGUCUGAUGUAGAUGUGAUGGUACUGAAUAGCAGGGUCACUGUAUUAGUUUCUGUUCAAGUAGGGGAAAAGAUUGCAACAAUUGUUGGGUGGGGGGAGGAAUGUUCAACUGAAGUUAUUAUGUGCUAUUCUUACUCGUUGACAUGUAAUUGGCUUUUUGGUUCUUUUUAUCCUUGUGGUUUGAUCUUCAAACAUUGUAAGUAGCAGACGAACUGAGAAUUCAAUAAAGAACCAAUCAUGUUGUUGU
This is a messenger RNA of Argentina anserina (silverweed cinquefoil), 2272 nucleotides long. Its product is annotated as sucrose nonfermenting 4-like protein. Bases 273 to 1748 code for a protein of 491 amino acids. NCBI's taxonomy places the organism in Eukaryota, Viridiplantae, Streptophyta, Magnoliopsida, Rosales, Rosaceae. The transcript is spliced from 14 exons. The record is from RefSeq and is a predicted model, not a curated record.